CGUCAAAAGGUUGUGGUCGUCCACGGCCUUGGCGGCAUUGGCAAGACACAACUAGCAGUAGAGUUUGCACGAGAGCAUCAGGACCAUUUCAGCGCAGUAUUCUGGAUAGAUGGGUCGUCAGAAGCCAGCCUGAAACAUUCGUUUGUCGACAUAGUGCAGAGACUUCCACGCGGUGAGCUAACGGCUGACGGCGUACAGAUGAUCAGCCAGACCGUUGUAGAGGCUAACGUGGCGGUGCGCGAGUGUGAGCAGUGGCUGUCUAUAUCUUCAAACUCUCACUGGCUGCUAAUUAUAGACAACGUCAACUGCGACUAUAGCGACCGAGACGAGUCGCUGGCAUACAAUGUGAAGGACUACUUCCCAAAUGCAGAUCACGGGUCAAUUCUGAUCACGACUCGGCUGGCCAGUCUGCAGCGGAUCGGC
Bipolaris oryzae ATCC 44560 is the source of this 423-nucleotide messenger RNA. RefSeq lists its product as uncharacterized. The transcript has a single exon. Gene Ontology annotation, molecular function: ADP binding. NCBI's taxonomy places the organism in Eukaryota, Fungi, Ascomycota, Dothideomycetes, Pleosporales, Pleosporaceae. The annotation marks the transcript as partial. The record is from RefSeq and is a predicted model, not a curated record.